Molecule: messenger RNA, 885 nt
Organism: Phaeoacremonium minimum UCRPA7
Lineage: Eukaryota; Fungi; Ascomycota; Sordariomycetes; Togniniales; Togniniaceae
Product: putative short-chain dehydrogenase reductase protein
Exons: 4
Coding region: 1-885 (294 amino acids)
Source: RefSeq, a predicted model, not a curated record
AUGGCUAGCAUUGCAAAGACAAUUGUGGCAACGGGCUGCUCUUCAGGCUUGGGGUUCGAAGCCAUAAAGCAGCUCCUGGAGCAGGCUCAGCCCUACAGAUUCAUUCUCGGAGCCAGAGACACUUCGCGUCUUCAGGGCGCGCUCGAUGGGCUGAAGUACGACUCCAGCAAGCACAACCUGAGCCUUCUGCCGCUCGAGCUGGCGGAUCUGGGAAAUGUCAAGUCUUUCGCGCAGAAGACGCUGGCCAAGCUCGGGCAGAGCAAGAUUGAUUACUUGCUGUUGAAUGCUGGCACCAUCAAGCCGGCCUCUGUCCCCGCCACCAACCCAUCAAAAUGGUGCGAGCCAUAUGUUGUCAACCACCUGUCGCAACACUAUCUUAUCCAUUUACUCCGUGAGAAGCUGGUCAAGGACCAGACGCGCAUCGUUGUAGUGUCAUCCGGCGCAGUGCGCAACGUCCCAGACACCAGUGUCCUUGAGAAAGAUCUACAGACAGGUGCCGACACAAAGGACACCGUCGUCUACUGCGAGACCAAGUUCGCGCAGUUGCUCGGCGCUCAUUGGUGGCGGCGCCAGCUCAAGGGAACCAACGUCGUGGUCGCCGUGUCCCCGGGUCUGAUCCCCGGCACUGGUCUGGGCAGACACGGCAGCUUCAAGCCGACCAUGGACAUGCCCGAUGCCAAGCCCAUUGCCACGGGCGCGGAAAGCAUCCUCCGCGCUUUCACCCGUGAUGACUACCCCGAGGAUCCCGACCAGAUCUUCUUGACUAGUUGGGGCGAGUGGUGGCCCAAGGAUGUCAUUGCUCAGAGUCUUGAUAAGGAUUUGCAGGAUAAGUGGUCUCCAAGCAAGGAGGAGAUAGAGGCGGAAGCAGGGCUGUCUGCGGCCUAA